AUGUCUAGUUUUUUUCUUUGGGCUGCUCUGCUUAUUAAUUUUUUAACUGUACAGUGCCUCUUUAAUCAAUAUCCAAAAAUAAGUCUUGGGGAACCUGAUGAUGGAGAUCCAGGUAGUCCAUUAUUCCUUACUCCAUAUGUCGAGAGUGGUAAUGUCACAGAAGGCAGGCGGUUGGCUCGCGUGCCAUUUACAGAAAGCCUUAAAAUAAAAAGCUAUGCAGGAUUUUUCACUGUGAAUAAACAAUACAAUUCAAAUCAAUUCUUUUGGUAUUUUCCUGCUAUGAUUAGUAACAAUAAAGAUGCUCCAGUUAUAUUGUGGCUUCAAGGGGGCCCUGGAGCGACAUCUCUCUAUGGACUUUUUACAGAAAAUGGUCCUCUUAGAGUUCAUAAAAAGAGAUUUGAAAGACGUAAGUAUAACUGGGCUUUAAGUCAUCAUGUCAUUUAUAUAGACAAUCCAGUUGGAACUGGCUUUAGCUUCACUGAAGACCCUAGGGGCUACUGCAUUAAUCAGACUCAAGUUGGUGAACAGUUAUACUCCACUCUCAUACAAUUCUUUCAAUUAUUCCCCGAGUUACAAGGCAACAAGUUCUUUAUCACUGGAGAGUCAUAUGCUGGAAAAUAUGUACCCUCUUUGGCCUACACAAUCUACAAGAAGAAUCCUUCAGCUAAAAUAAAGAUUAAUUUGAAAGCAUUGGCCAUUGGUAAUGGGUUGAGUGAUCCCGAGCACCAAUUAGUUUAUAGUAAAUAUUUGUAUCAAAUUGGGCUAUUGGACUGGAACCAGGCUAGUGUAUUCGCUGAUAUGGAAAGCAAAGCUAUUAAUCUUAUUAAACAAGAGAAAUGGAAUGAAGCUUUUGAGGCCUUCGAUACUUUACUUAAUGGUGACAUGAUUGAUGGCAAAAGUGUCUUUUACAACAUGACAGGUUUUGAGUUCUAUUUCAAUUAUUUGUACAAUAAGGAUUAUAAUCAAGAGGAUUUUGGUUCCAUGAUACAAAGUAGCUCUGUCAGGAAUUCCAUUCAUGUUGGUAAUUUAACUUUCCAUGAUGGAAAAGAAGUAGAAAAACACUUAAAGGAAGAUGUUAUGAAAUCAGUUGCACCGUGGAUAUCUGAACUUUUAGACCACUAUUACAUAGUAAUUUAUAAUGGGCAGUUGGAUAUUAUUGUUGCAUAUCCAUUGACUUUAAAUUAUUUGAGAAACCUCAACUUUACCGGUGCUGACGAGUAUAGGUCAGCCAAGAGGUAUCAGUGGUAUGUUGACGGAGAAUUGGCUGGAUAUGUAAAGCAAGGUGGUAAGUUGGUUGAGAUCAUGGUACGAAAUGCUGGCCACAUGGUUCCAGGGGAUCAACCUAAAUGGGCACUUGAUCUUAUAACUAGACUGACCCAUGAAAAAACUUUUACCCAUGUACAU
Messenger RNA from Brenthis ino (lesser marbled fritillary), 1404 nucleotides. NCBI's taxonomy places the organism in Eukaryota, Metazoa, Arthropoda, Insecta, Lepidoptera, Nymphalidae. The record is from the annotation of a GenBank genome assembly.